AUGUCUAUAAACGCUAGCAAUUUGAAAGGAACCUUAUUAAAUCCUUCACAGAAAGAAACCAAGAGACACUGCUUCCGCUUUAGCUUCUGCUUGUGCCCUGAGGUCCCAUUCGCACUAGCCCCAUUGCGCAGCCGCAGAAAUUUAAACAGUUUGGUGUUCACGCCGAGCCCCUUCCGUUUCAACGGCAUCUUCCAGCCCCACCCACCUAUGCCAACGGAAACCCGAGCCCAGGGUAGCGUAGAGGCCGAGCUGGAGGGGCAGAAUAACCAGUGCCAACGUCUCGACAUGUUUGACGAGCAAGGAGGUGAGCUUUUAUCAGUACUGAGCAACCAAAUCGUUUCACAAAUAAAACAUCCAUCAGAAAUAAAGAGAAAUGGUCACAACACAGAGGAAAUGGAGUAUCUAGUUUUACAUAAAAGAAGACGAGUUGCUUCUUCAAUGGAAAAUAAUAUGACGAAUGCUCAAGAACCUGAUUAUGAGGAUAGUGGAAGUAUUGUGUAUGAAUACGAACCAGAUUAUGAAUAUGGUAGUGUUGUCUCUGAAGCUUCCUACACAGGAGAUUAUCAAAAAACACUUAUGGAAGUCUUGAACUAUUGCCAGGCAAUGUAUGAUGCAAUCCAGAAAUUAGAUAAGAAGUUUGACUUGCUUCAUGGAAAGGUUUCAGAAAUGCAGCGUACUCGGAUGAAGCCAUUGCUUCUCAAACCUAGGCCAGUUGGAUUUACAUAUAGAAGUUCUAAUCAUGUACCUCAUGGAAAAAUUCGAGUACAAAAACCAGUGGAAAGGGAAUCCAGCAUUCACAUCUCUCCCCUUGGACAGGGAGGUCAUAGCCCAUCUUUGGCAGUAGUGCUACCACAAAACCAUGUUCAUACCAACUCUGUGGGAAAGUCUGUUCAGACACCACUUAAAAUUGAAUCACAGCAACAAGAUCUCAGACAGAGUCCACCUCUUCCUACAAUUGUCUCUACACAUUCACUGUAUCAACCAUUCACAGAAGUAGUCAACAAAACACCUGACCUUUCUUUACAAUCCAAGUUGAUCAAGACAGUUGUUGAAAAUACUACCUCACCUGCAAAAAGUUCUUCAGUAAUUACCACAGUGGUACCAACCAAACCACAAGCCUGUCUGGGAAGGAAUACUGUGAAGAUGGAUUUUCCAUCUUCACAGGAAAAUGCAAGUUUUAGUCAAGAAGUAAUUUCAUCUUCUGUCUGCAUCAAUCCUAGUUUUGAGUACAUUGGUGAUCCAAAGAGGAAUGUGAAGGUUCUUGGAACAUAUUUGAUGAAAGCUCGUCAAAAGACCAGACCUAAGUAUGCAGCACGCUACUUGGUUCGAGUUUUGUUCCCCAAGGAAACACUAUUAUGUAGCAUUAUGAGUGUCAGUGCCCGCGGUCGAAGAACUCUGGAUCCCAAUAAAGUUGCUGCAAUAAGAGAGUUUCUUGCAACACAUUUUCCUAACUAUGAUCUGAGUGAAUAUGGAAAAGACUGGAAAACCUGCAUUACACAUGUAAAUGCUAUGAUUCGCUGUUUAUGCUGUGAAACCAAAACAAGCCCUGAGGAAACUGAAAUCAAAGAUACACUUCCAGUCACCCCAGAUUCAUCUCUUUAUGUAGACUUGAAUUAUAGUGAUGAUAAAGAUGAAGAAGUCAGUUCUCUGGUAUCUCCAAAAAUGACUGCCUUAGGAACAAAUGAAAUACAAAGUUCAACAUGGGACAGUAAUUCAUUAUCUGAAGUGUUUCAGUCACCAUCUAGGAAAUUGCCAACUUCAGAACCUAUGCAACUUCUUGGUUACCCAUGGAGAAAUGUACAGCUUCCAUUUUCAGUGAUCUUUGUGGCAAAGGGAAAGUCCCGUCCAGAAUUGUCAGCUCGAUAUCUUAUUCGCCACCUGUUUACAGAGGAAGUACUGGUGAAAAGCAAUGUAUAUGGCAGCUUGGAACAUGGCAUGUCUCCACUUGAUUGUAAUAGGAUUAAUGCUCUCAGAGACUUUCUCCAAGAGAACUAUCCAUCUUACGACCUCACGGAAACUGGCUACGACUGGAAAGCUUGUGUGGCUGCUAUCAAUAGUACAAUCCGAAGUCUUCGACAUGACCAUAAGAAAGCCUCAACUGGAUUCUGCAAGAAAACAUCAUUGAAUGAGAAAAAUCCUUCCCCAAACCCUUCUGGAGUAAAGCCACAUGAGAUACCAUUAACUUAAUGGGCCAUUGGUUCAGUCAUCUCAUUUAAGUCUCAUGUAUGUGUCUCAAGUUGUAAUCUUUAAACUUGUUGGUGCAUUGGCAGAGGAGAAUUGCAGGAAAUAAUACCCAAAUGACAGGAAGAAACAGAUUCUUGACUAAAUCCAAAUCUUAUUCAAUCCUAAUAGUAGGUAUAAGUGGUUUCAUAAAAGUAAAACACUGCGCAUUUUUAGGCAGUAAAAUGGCUCUGUUGAACACGUUUUAAUCAAGGCAGUGCACAUUGUUGUGUAAAGGGAUAAAAGUAGCCAAAAUGAGGAUUUCCUUGAAAUGAAGGCACAGAAGCUCUCUGGUAGAAGAGUUGAGAGAUAUUCCAUUUCUCAUAAGCAAGGAGCUUAAGUUCAAAAUUCACUGUCAUUCUUGAAAAGCGCUACAAAGUUUAUAUAGAGCUAAAAUUCCCUUUUGAUUGGCUCUCUCUGAUUCUCAGUAGAAGCUUCCUGAAAUUAAGAAGAUGGAGGUGGCCUCAGAUUUCCUGAAGCAGUGACUAUUCUUUUGCUGAACUCAUGAGAGCACAUAGGGCAUUAAGCUAGAGGCCCCUCUUUGUUGCGAGCCAAGUAGCAAUCAUACAUAUGUUGAAAAUGAAUAUGAAGAAAAAAAUUUUUUGUAGUUCUUUUAGUUCAAUUUGAGUUACUUGAUUUUUCAGAAAAAAAGUCAUCAUGAAGAAUGAAAGGUAACUACACAGACUACUUUUUCAGAAGUACGAUUUCUGAAAUGUUUCUAUGAACUCGAGUAUGUUUUCUAGAUUGCCUCUGGAAUACUAUGAAAGUUAUACAUUUUAAAUUAAUAUGUAAAAAGUUUUGAGUUAUAAAUGAAUACAUUUUUUCUUUUCAUUUCAUUUCUUUCUUUCUUUCUUUCUUUUUUUUACCAGAAACUACUUCAAGGAAAAGAGUCUUCUGGGCAUCUAGGUGGCCCAAUGGGUAUAGAGAGCCAGGCCUAGGGUCAGGAGGACCUGGAUUAAAAUCUAGCCUCAGAUACUUUCCAGCUAUGUGACCCUGGGCAAGUCACUUAACUCUGCCUAGUCCUUGCCCUUCUGUCCUAGAGUUGUUGUACUAAGACAGAAAGUCAGGGUUUUAAAAAAAGAAAAAGGAAAAAAAAUGUAUCUUAAAGCAUCUAAUUAGAGUUAUUAUGUUGAUUUUCACCCCACUUUAAAACCCUACUUUUAGUGUAAAUUUAGAUUUUAUUUUUAGCUGAAUAAAAUACUCUUAUUUUAAGAAAGUACUUGAAUGUUUCAGCCAUACAGAAUAAAUGUCAGUCUUUAGAUGUUCUUAACUUGAUAUUUGUAUCUGUGAAACAUUUCUGUUGAAUGUUAAUGCAAUUUAUUUCAAUAAUAACAAUGCCAUCAACUCCAUCUACUAGUUGAAAUUUUGCAGAGCUAAUUUUUAUAAGUCUUAUUAUAUUCUUCAAAAGGUAAAUGUUUAAUUUGGCUUUCAGCAAUCAGCUUUCAACUCUUUGUAUCCGUUUUCUUAAGACAUUUAAUCUAUGACUAACUUAAAAGUAAUCAAAAUUAAAUUGUGAGUGUAUAUGUGUGUGUAUAUAUAUAUAUGAACUCUUGAAUUGAUGAGAGAAGACUUAGACUGACAUCUAUAUAGAUCAACCAAACCAAGUGAUUUUGGUAAAAAUUGUAAGAUUUGUAGAAUGGAUGUAUAUUUUUAUCUUUAGAAAAUUGAAAUAAAUUCAGAGUAUUUUAAUAGUAAUAAAGUCUAUUUUAGACUUUUUUUAAGAAGUCAAGAUGAAAAGAUUUAGAUAUUUAAGAAACUUUUUAUUGGUAUGUGAAAUUGGGCUAAUUUAGAAUGACUACACAGGCAAAAAAUGGUAAAAAAAAAAACUGCCAUAGAGGAAGAUGUGAGAAACCCUCCUGGUAAAUCCAUUGGAUUUGCUCUUCAGUUUAUGUGUAUACUCCACAGGCAUGGGUACAUUUCAUCUGCUAUCGAGGGUUUAGUGUACAUUUUGAACACAUAAGAUAUAGAGUAGACCAGGAAUUCACCAAGUUAAAUGUCAUUAAGGUAAAUUUCUAUUCUGUGUUUCUCUAUGUACUUCCUAAAAUAGUCUCAGAAUUGAGGCAGAUACAAAAAAAAAAAUCCUAAACUUUUCCAGACAAGAAACAUCUUUCAUCAAGACCUUACUGUAGGAAACAUCACUUUUCAGAGUACCUUUUAGCUCAGGAUAAUGCUGAAGAUUUGAAUCAAAAUGUGUCUACUUAUCUUGAAGAAAGCUUAUUCAAUUAGUACAUGUAAUAUAAAUUUUAUUAAUGUUUUUGUACUUUAUUAACUAAUUACCUUUUUCUUUAUCUUUAUUUAUUUUAGCAUUUAAUCCUUAAUUAUUAACUUUUCAUAGUUAACCUUAAUGUACUAAUAUAAAUACCAAUCUAAAAUAUUUCUCCAGAGGAUUUAUUUUUUACAAAUAGAAAAAUGAAUAUUUUCAACUUAUUUCUUAAAUAUAACAACUUUAAAAAUAAGUUAUUGAAAUAACAUUUAAAAACAUGUUUCUUACACCUGUAGUUCUAUGAUAUGUGAAUGUUCUUUUUGAUAAAAAAGAUAAAAAAGAUAAAAAAAAUUGUUUUGAUAAAAACAAUUUUCACAAUAUUUGUAAAACAUUCCUUGCUAUUAACCAGUUGGUUCUUUUUAGUGAGUUACUUGGCUAUAUGCUUAAUACUUAGCUAAAUACUUUGAUAAUUGACAAAGAAAAGAGAAUAAUUGGACACAGUCAUUUCCUCAUGGUUGCCUAGAGUCUUAAGAAUUUUGAAAACUUUAUAAAAAGUAUUUUGAGUUAAUAUAUGGGCCUCAGAUGUACAUGUAUAUGUAUAUCUUCAUUUGUCAGGUAUUUUUAUUUUAAACAAGAAAGUCUUAAAUCUUAAAAGAAGCUUGAUUUCUGUUUAUUUUUUAUAACUUCAUUUCAUAUAUAUAAUAUGCAGAAUUAUUUCAUUGUCCAUUUCAGCCUCAGUGGAAAAUCUCAUGGCUUCAGACAGUUCUAUAUUAUUGUGCCUGUUCAAAAUAACAAGUCUGAAAAGAUGAUACAGUUAAAAGAUGUCUCCAACCCCAGCAUAAUAAGGAAUAUAAGUAGAUUUAUUUUUCAUGAACAUUUUUCAGAUAGAAUGGUAAAGAAACAGAUGAUGGUUUUUGUUCAGUUGUUUUUCAGUCUUAUUCAGCUCUUUGUGACGUCAUUUGGGUUUUCUUAUAGAGAUACUCAAGUUGUUUACUGUUUUGUUCCAGCUCAUUUGACAGUUGAAGAAAUGGAGUCAAACAGGGUUAAGUGACUUGCCCAGAGUCACAUAGCUAGUAAAUGUCUGAAGCCGGAUUUUAACUCAGGAAGAUGAGAUUUCCAGACUCCAGGACUAGGACGCUCGGUACUGUACUACCCAGCUGCCUCCCUAGAUAUGUUUAGCAGAAAAAUAAUCAGAAAACACCAUUAACAGCAUUUUUAGAAGACUUUAAGUCUGUGGUUCCCAAACUAUGCACGGUGGUACUAGGAGGUACCAUAGCAAUCAGGCCAUCAGGAUAUUUAAAUUUUUCUAAUCAACUACUUAAAAAAUGGAGCCCUUGCUGGGGAAGGGGGUUAAUUGUAGUUGUUUCUUUUGCCUGUGGGCACCAUGAAAAAUUACUGAGGAACUUAGAAAGUUUGAGAAACUCUGCUUUUUAGACCAUUUGUUUCUUGGAGUGCCACAGCAGCUAGGUUUUGCUUCCAGGAUGAAAGCAUUCCCAAAUCUAGAUGAAUAAACUGCUUCCCUUCUCAGCUUUUAUAACAAGCUUAUGCUUUUAUGGAACAAAAAAAAUCUCACUUUACCUUUUUUCUCCAUAAAAGUCAUAGUCCACUUUUUAGAUAUGAGAAUUAGCUAAAGCUUAUAGACUUCUAAGGCCUUUUAAAGAAAGGUAAAAUAAUUUUAUUAUAAUGCAAUUAAUAAUAGUAUUUGUAACCAAAGAUGGUUUUUGUAGGAAUUUUUAAAGCAACUCUCUCCCAUAACCCGUGCUUCCUAAAUACUGUUAACAUUAAGUCCCCAUCUCUUGGGUGAGAGAUGCCAAACAUGUGGUUCAUGGACCCACCACACUCAAGUAGAACCAAAACCAGAUUAGAAUGUAAUUGGAAAAUAUUUAACAAAACAAAAAUACAGUAAAAUAUAGAUCACAUCACGUUUUAAAAAUAAGUCAACAUAUAGCUUUUCAGACAUCUAUAUGUACUGAUUAACAGCCCCAUUUCUAUUUGAGUUUAACACCACUGUUAGAGGAUUUUCUGACAUUGGAGAUAUUAUUUCUUGCAUAUUCUAGAAAUGUUAUGUCUUGUUCUAAUAAAAUCAGAUUCUAAUGAUA
This is a messenger RNA of Monodelphis domestica (gray short-tailed opossum), 6522 nucleotides long. It is a transcript of the gene BEND2, whose product is annotated as BEN domain containing 2. Gene Ontology annotation, molecular function: DNA binding. NCBI's taxonomy places the organism in Eukaryota, Metazoa, Chordata, Mammalia, Didelphimorphia, Didelphidae. The record is from RefSeq and is a predicted model, not a curated record.